This is a messenger RNA of Charadrius vociferus (killdeer), 1103 nucleotides long. It is a transcript of the gene TMEM38A, whose product is annotated as transmembrane protein 38A. Gene Ontology annotation, cellular component: membrane. The transcript has 5 exons. Gene Ontology annotation, molecular function: potassium channel activity; identical protein binding. The coding region runs from base 7 to 765 and encodes 252 amino acids. Gene Ontology annotation, biological process: potassium ion transmembrane transport. The record is from RefSeq and is a predicted model, not a curated record. Lineage: Eukaryota; Metazoa; Chordata; Aves; Charadriiformes; Charadriidae.
GUGGAGAUGUCUCGUAAGAGCCCUUUUGCCUCCUGGCUUUGUGCUAUGCUCCACUGCUUUGGAAGUUACAUACUUGCUGAUCUCUUACUUGGAGAAUCACCUAUUGAUUACUUCAGUAAUAACUCCAGCGUCAUCCUGGCCACAGCAGUCUGGUAUUUGAUAUUCUUCUGUCCUAUGAACCUCUUCUACAAGUGUGUUAGCUUUCUCCCUGUGAAGCUCAUCUUUGUGGCAAUGAAGGAGGUGGUCAGAGUUCGCAAAAUUGCAGCUGGAGUCCACCAUGCUCAUCACCGUUACCACCACGGGUGGUUCAUUAUGAUGGCUACUGGAUGGGUCAAAGGUUCUGGUGUUGCCUUGAUGUCUAACUUUGAGCAACUGCUGCGUGGGGUCUGGAAGCCAGAAACAAAUGAAGUCCUUCGUAUGUCCUUCCCUACAAAGGCUAGUCUGUAUGGCACAGUCCUCUUCACUCUGCAACAAACUCACUGGCUCCCUAUCUCUGAAGCCAACCUCAUCUUCUUUUUCACCAUGUUCAUGAUAGUUUGCAAGGUUUUCAUGACGGCAACUCACUCUCACGCCUCACCUUUUGCUCCAGUGGAAAGCUUCAUCUGCCCAGUUUUCUUUGGCUCCGUUUCCAGUGGACACACUAGUCAUCACCAUGAUCAGCAUGGGGCCUCCCAUGAGGUUUCCCAUCCUCCGCCUUCUAUUGCAAAGUCAAAAGAGGAGCUAAAUGAAGGCACAAGGAAACGGAAAGCAAAAAAAGCUGAAUAAAAAAGCAACCACACAGUAAAUAGGCCAAGAAAAUUCUUCCAGAGCUGAGUCUCAAAGCCACCUGUGACCUCCUUUAUCCUCCAGUCCUUCUCUCUCAGACUCCAGAGGAGAGGUGGAAGCCAGGACACUGCCAGGCAGGUCCCUGAAUUUCAUUUGUGCUCUCAGUGCUGCUGCUUGCUUCGUGGUCUCUGUGUCUCUAUUCCGAUCAUAUUUUCAGGGAUUUGUAGAUUUGUGCCAGGAUGACAAGUGGGUGCCAGUUCCCAAGCUGUCAGCAAUUCUGAUGCAGCAUUUUCAAUUGAUGUAAAAUCUUUCACUGUGUUUAUUUGUGAAUGGAGGUA